Messenger RNA from Postia placenta MAD-698-R-SB12, 2415 nucleotides. RefSeq lists its product as hypothetical. The record is from RefSeq and is a predicted model, not a curated record. Lineage: Eukaryota; Fungi; Basidiomycota; Agaricomycetes; Polyporales; Adustoporiaceae. The transcript is spliced from 18 exons. Bases 1 to 2415 code for a protein of 804 amino acids.
AUGUUCGCAUUCCUCCCCAUCGUCUCACUGUGUGCCGCCUCAGCGCUUGCGCAGUCAAGCUCCAGCGUAUUUGAUUUCCUCGAAUUCCCUCCAGCGGGCACACCAGAUCCCAACUCUACCCUGGCAAACUCAGUAGCCCGACCUCCCUUCAGCCUCACAUCCAACCCUGCUCUCACAGAGGCUCUCCUCCACUACGACACUGGUUUUUAUGGCGAGCUCGAGCUCGUCCAUGCCUACUACAACUAUUGGCCAGUAGGCGUCGGGGUGGCCAGCGACGGCACCGUCUUCACAACCUUCCCGCGGGGGAACGAGACUUACACCUUAGCAGUGUUCUCCAGUCCCACCACAGAAGCACCGUGGCCUAAUGAGGAGUGGAACACGCCACCAGCCUUUGCAAACGAGAGCAGCCCCGGCUACAGCGUCGCGACCGAGAAGUUCCUCCUCAUACAGUCCGUCGUCGUCGACGGACUCGAUCGCGUCUGGGCGCUCGACACCGGCCGUCCGGAGGUGAACGGCUCGUACCUGCUCGCAGCCGUCCCCGGCGGGCCUAAGCUCGUCGGCUUCUACCUCAACGGCACUAACUUCGCCACGUACACGUUCCCGGCGAAUGUGGUGUAUGCCGACUCCUCGAUCAACGACGUGCGCUUCGACCUCCGCGGGCCCGGCUAUGCGUAUAUUACAGACAGCUCGCCGAACCGCCCCGGGCUCGUCGUUCUCAACCUUGCCACUGGCGAGUCGUGGAGGCAUCUGGACGGCCAUGCGUCAGUGAGUCCUGACACCAGCUUUGUUCCUGUGUUCGAUGGAGUUCCGUUCUAUUUGUACCCGGUCACAACGCCGUAUGCCAUCAACAACUUUGGCCUGUAUGCGGCGGACGGUAUUGCAUUGUCAGCCGAUGGGCAAUACCUUUACUUCUCCCCGCUUGCUAGCAGGCAUUUCUGGCGCAUACCCACUUCGUACCUGAAGCAGCAACCGGGACCGACCAACCCCGCCGCCUACCUGCUUGCCAAGCAGGCCGUCCAGAGCUUGGGCGAAAGCGGGAGCAACGCCGACGGAAUGGAGACGGACAGUUCCGGGUACAUUUACUCGGGCGCGCCUGAACAUAAUGCGGUCGUGCGAUACAAUCCUGCCACCGGUAUCAUGGAACCAUUCGUUCGGUCGCCCUUCAUUCAGUGGCCCGACACCUUGUCUGUGGCCACGCUACAGAGCGGCGGAAGCUAUGUAUACUUCACAUGUUGUGGCUCGGACCAAACUAUCAGAACGGGACUGACCUCCGCACGAGGCCGUGGGCUAUGUUCAGGGCACCCAUCAACGCCAGUAAAGCAACGCAGCUGGAUUGAUGAGACGACGGCGCAGCUCGAUUUAUGGGAUAUCAGACUGCACGAUGCUGACUGCACGAUGAUCUCGUUUGACAUUCUGCCAUAUGAGCUGUUUGCCUUGCAUAUAGUCAAGUCUCACGGGCUUGCAAAGACGGCGUCGAUGGAGAGAGAAAGCGGCUAUUGUAGGCUGAUCGAGGGUGCCGGCAUCGUCACGCACCUGAGGGCGGAAGGUCGCGAGCCUCGAACCAAUUGGCGAUCGAAGCUACGCAAGCUCCGGACGGUUAGAGACGUGAACAUACGCGCGUGGUCACUCGGACCCCCUUCAAAACUUGUUUGUUCGGACAUUGCCAUUCGGGCAUGUUGGAACAACCGGUGCGACGGCGCGGCGAGCGCGUUUGUCCACGAGCUAGCGAUGCCCGUAAGGGACAAUCGCGUGCGAGGCCUCCGGCCCCCGGCUACUCGCGCGCCCGAGCUUGCGAGCUCAUUCCUGACCACGCGGCACGACGACGGGACACCACUCGAGCGCCAAUUGGCGCUACCGAACGAGCAGUGGAUGCGCUGGUCCACGCCAUCCGACGCUCACCUCGAUGCCAUGUGCUUGCUCGCUGUGCACAGCCUGGCAUCAUCUUCGCCGAACGUCGACGCCGUGCUGCUGCAAAUCCUAGCUCUCUCCAACACUAUUUUCUCCGCGCAGCCGGAUUCGAAAUACGCAUCGCUUGCGCUUUGGCGCGAACGUCUGUCGCACCAGGAUGCGCAGCUCAUCUAUCUGACGCUGGCCGACGCCGCAGAGCCCAUCGCCUUCCUUUUCGCGCACCCGCGCCUGCAUGACCCGUCGCUUCCCGUGUCCAGCACCACCGAGUCGCUGCAUGUCUGGCUCGCGGGCGUGCUGCCCGAGUAUCGGAAGCAUGGCUGUCUCGCGCUCAUGAUGGCCAAGCUCGCCAUGCAUGCAGCGCGCCCGCUGACGGUGUGCACGACGCCUGCGACCUACCCGGACAUGUACCGCUGGCUCGUCCGCAAUGGCUGGCUGGAAGAGCGGGGUUUGGCGGACGGGAAGCUGAUGCUGGCCAAGGUGGUUCCGCGCCCGGCCCAGGCAGCAUAG